Messenger RNA from Pteronotus mesoamericanus, 3583 nucleotides. It is a transcript of the gene BCAR3, whose product is annotated as BCAR3 adaptor protein, NSP family member. The record is from RefSeq and is a predicted model, not a curated record. The coding region runs from base 194 to 2674 and encodes 826 amino acids. The transcript has 12 exons. Gene Ontology annotation, biological process: positive regulation of peptidyl-serine phosphorylation; small GTPase-mediated signal transduction. Gene Ontology annotation, molecular function: guanyl-nucleotide exchange factor activity; phosphotyrosine residue binding. Lineage: Eukaryota; Metazoa; Chordata; Mammalia; Chiroptera; Mormoopidae.
GCGCCUGCAGCUGCUGGGGCCAGAGCUGAAGACAGAGCGCUGAGCGCAAAGGCGAAGCGGGCUUCUCGGCGGGCGCGCCCCGCAGACCAUGAGCCGCCCUUGCUCCGGGAGCAGCCGUGGCGCGGGGUCCGCUGUGCGAAACCUCUGAACCCCUGACGGAUACGCGGGCGCCAAUCGGAGAGAGUUGAGAAUCAUGGCUGCGGGAAAAUUUGCAAGCUUUCCCAGAAACACAUCAGUGAAUCACCAGUUCCCCCUGGCCUCGUCCAUGGACCUUCUGAGCAGCAAGUCACCUCUCGUCGAACAUCGCACAGAUGCCUAUCAAGACGUGUCUAUACACGGCACCCUUCCACGGAAGAAGAAAGGCCCUCCACCCAUACGGUCCUGUGAUAACUUCAGUCACAUGGGUACCCUUCCUCAUUCCAAAUCUGCACGGCAGAACUCACCUCUGACCCAGGACGUCAUCCAGGAGCACCCGCUGCCAGACUGGAAAGGUGAAACCUUCACCUUCAGGGAUCAGCAUCUUCUGGACCCAACUCUGGAGUAUGUGAAGUUCUCCAAGGAGAGGCACGGCAUGGACAGAACCCCCGAGAGGCUGAAGAAGGAACUGGAGGAGGAGCUGCUGCUGAGCAGCGAGGACCUGCGCAGCCACGCCUGGUACCACGGCCGCAUCCCCCGACAGGUGGCAGAAAACCUCGUGCAGCGAGAUGGUGACUUCCUGGUUCGAGACUCUCUGUCCAGCCCUGGAAACUUUGUUCUGACCUCUCAGUGGAAGAACCUUGCUCAGCACUUCAAGAUUCACCGGACAGUCCUUCGGCUCAGCGAGGCCUACAGCCGCGUACAGUACCAGUUUGAGAUGGAGAGCUUCGACUCCAUCCCCGGCCUGGUGCGCUGCUACGUGGGCAAUCGCCGGCCCAUCUCCCAGCAGAGUGGAGCCAUCAUCUUCCAGCCCAUCAACCGGACGGUGCCCCUGAGGUGUCUGGAGGAGCAUUAUGGCACCUCCCCUGGCCGAGCCCGGGAGGGCAGCCUCAUGGAGGGAAGGCCAGACGUGGCCAAGAGGCUGAGCCUCACCAUGGGCAGCGCACAGGCCCGCGAGCCGAGCUUGCCCAGAGGAAACCUCCUCAGAAAUAAAGAGAAGAGCGGCAGCCAGCCUGCCUGCCUGGAUCACAUGCAGGACCGAAGAGCCUUAUCCCUCAAAGCCCACCAGUCGGAGAGCUACCUGCCGAUCAGCUGUAAGGUGCCCCCUCAGUCCUCAGGCGUGGACACGGGCGCCUGCCCUAACUCACCCGUUUUCAGGACGGGCAGCGAGCCCACCCUGAGCCCAGCGGUGGUUCGGAGGGUCUCCUCGGACGCAAGGGCAGGGGAGGCGCUGAGGGGCUCCGACAGCCAGCUGUGCCCAAAGCCACCCCCCAAGCCCUGCAAGGCGCCCUUCCUCAAGGCUCCCCCAUCUCCAUCCCCCUGGCUCAACUCAGAGGCCAACUACUGUGAACUGAACCCAGCCUGCACCCCAGGCUGCGACAGGGGAGCAAGGCUGCCCUUUGGCGCCCAGGACAGCUACGUGGAGCUGCUGACAGCCAGGCAGAAUGGGGCAGCCGGUCCGCGCAACUCGGGCACCAACUACUUAAUUCUUGAUGACGAUGAGAGGGCAAGGCCUCAGGAGCCGCCGGCAGCAGCGCAGGUGGACAAGGGGCAGGAUGAUGGGGGCCAGUUUGUGCCGCCCCUCCUGGAGACCGCCUCCUCGUUCAGGCCCAAUGACUUUGAGUCGAAGCUCCUUCCUCCUGAAAACAAGCCCCUGGAAACAGCGAUGCUGAAGCGUGCAAAAGAGCUGUUCACCAGCAACGACCCCAAGGUCAUUGCCCAGCACAUUCUGAGCAUGGACUGCAAGGUCGCUAGGAUUCUUGACGUCUCUGAAGAGAUGAGGAAGAACAUGGGCGUGAGCUCAGGGCUGGAACUCAUCACCUUGCCUCACGGCCACCAGCUGCGUCUGGACAUAAUUGAAAGGCACAGCACCAUGGCCAUCGGCAUUGCCGUGGACAUCCUGGGCUGCACGGGCACUUUGGAGGACCGAGCAGCCACCCUCAAUAGGAUCAUCCAGGUGGCGGUGGAACUGAAAGACUCCAUGGGGGACCUCUAUUCGUUCUCGGCCAUCAUGAGAGCCCUGGAAAUGCCGCAGAUUACAAGGUUAGAAAAGACGUGGACUGCGCUGCGACACCAGCACACCCAGAGCGCCAUCCUCUACGAGAAACAACUGAAGCCAUUCAGCAGAAUCUUGCACGAAGGCAGAGAGUCCACAUGUGUCCUCCCAAACAAUGUAUCGGUCCCUCUGCUGAUGCCUCUUGUGACCUUAAUGGAACGGCAGGCUGUCACUUUUGAAGGAACUGACAUAUGGGAAAAAAAUGAUGAAAGCUGCGAGAUUUUGAUGAACCAUUUGGCAACAGCCCGACUCAUGGCAGAGGCUGCAAACAGUUACCGGACGAAUGCUGAGAAGAUCCUGGAAGGUUUUCAACCCGAUGAAGAAAUGAGUGAAAUCUUCAAGACUGAAUUCCAAAUGCGAUUGCUAUGGGGCAGCAAAGGCGCACAAGUUAAUCAGACAGAGAGAUAUGAGAAGUUCAACCAGAUUUUAACCGUCCUCUCACGAAAAUUGGAACCUCCUCCUGUAAAGCAAGCAGAGCUCUGAUAGCUCUCCACAGAACCUGAGGGUAUUAUUUCAAGCUUCUCCAGUUUCUAUUUUGGAAAAGCUUAUCAUUUGAAAAAGUAAUAAUGUGCAAAUCUGACAACAUACAAGCUUUUAGUAUCCACAGGAUAUUAAACAUGCAAAUUGCACAGAGCACACUUAUUUAUGAAUUGUUUAAAAUUACUACUGAUUUUUAAAUAAGUAAUUUAUUAUUAAGGUAACUAUUGCUAAUGUUGAUCAGCAAAUUUAAGAGAAGACCUAUAGCUAUGUUGACAGGUUGCUUUCUAUUAUCAAGGGAUAUGACUAUUUUAGUUUAAAUUCCAUGUCAGAAAAGUGUAAAUAGGAAAGAAUUUAAAAGCAUGAAGCAUUUCAGAAGGUAUCAGUUGUAUGAUAUUCUUUAACUAAAUAUGAGAAAAUGUAAAUAGCCAUAUGAAAAUAUAUCUUUUUGUGAAAGUUAUAUCCAGUCUCUUUAAUAUUAAACCACCAUCAUAACACAAUAAUUCUACCUCCUAUCUUUCUGGGUCACUCUCUUCCCUGGCCACUAUAUCCUGAUAGUAAACGAAAAUUAGUGAUGCUCGUAUGAAAAAUUUAAGGCUUCUGGCUUAGGGGACGGAGUGAAUAGUGAAGCCAAGUGUAGCGGCUUCUGGAGACCCAGGUUCACACUCAAGCUGCGGGGCCUGCAGCGCGGCACCUGGUAAAACGCGAGCGCCCGGACACUAGUAUCCUCAAUGCCAUCACCUCACGUAUUUCCAAAUCACUGACUGUCAUUUUUCCCCCCUCUAGCUCACUCAUGUAAGGUUUCUAGGUUUUUGACUUCCCAAAGGGGAUACUUUCUAGUUCAUCAGUAUCCCUCAUAAUUCUUUUCUAUUGUAGAAAAUUUGGAAUACAAGAUUUUAAAAUAAAUGUACAUCA